This is a messenger RNA of Paraphaeosphaeria sporulosa, 408 nucleotides long. RefSeq lists its product as uncharacterized. The transcript has a single exon. The annotation marks the transcript as partial. NCBI's taxonomy places the organism in Eukaryota, Fungi, Ascomycota, Dothideomycetes, Pleosporales, Didymosphaeriaceae. The record is from RefSeq and is a predicted model, not a curated record.
AGGGGUGACCUUUUCGCUAAAGGUCGACUCAAGAACCCGUACAUCUUUAGGAGGAACAUUGUUACAAUAUUUGGGGGCCCAAAGGAUUCGAAAUUUGAUUCCGAGGAUAUGAAGAUCAGGAAGGAAUCUACGCGCGAUAGAUGUGAGCUUAUCCGAGGCUUAAGUGCUGAUGGAGUAAUUUCAUGGGCUAUUGCUUACCCUCCGACUCUUUGGGCUGCAGGCUCCAUGGCCUUGGAUGUUUUCACCUGCCUCCUUGACGAUAUUGAGCCAGAGUUAGAGCAGGCUUGGCCACCCACGGUAUGGGAGACGUUGCACCUGCUCAAGGCGGAUGAGGGUUUUUUGGAAAGCUCUCUUGUAUAUGAGGAAUUCCUUGAAGGUCUGUUUUCUAAACUAUUGAAAAUAGUGUAA